Messenger RNA from Microsporum canis CBS 113480, 1086 nucleotides. RefSeq lists its product as hypothetical. The coding region runs from base 1 to 1086 and encodes 361 amino acids. The transcript has a single exon. The record is from RefSeq and is a predicted model, not a curated record. Lineage: Eukaryota; Fungi; Ascomycota; Eurotiomycetes; Onygenales; Arthrodermataceae.
AUGGUAUUACUUAGUUCUUCUACUGUUGGAGUCGCAUUAUCAUCAUCGAUAAUCGGUUUCUUUACCCUUAUCCUCUUUUUAUCCGGCUAUGUCUUGCAGCAGCAGUCGGUCAGGCAUAUCCGGGUCGCAUUACAGCGGUCACCGUCUGCAAACCCCAAAAUCCAACCAGCCUAUCCUUCCGAGCCGAUAUGGGACGACAACAAGCGCCCUUCAGAGAAAACAGCGAAAUUAAAUGAAAAGAAAAAAGGAAAUAUUUUGGGGAGACGAACAAAAUUUAGUCAAGGGAACCAAUCUCCCCUGGGCGAGCUAGUUGAGGAAGAUGUUGAAAAUGAGCAAAAAAUAGAGAAAGCGAAGCAUGCAUAUCUUCAUAUUUUGACGAAACCAAUCGCCUCCGAUAUCUGCUCUACCGUCCUCUUCUUUGAGCACCUUGCGUCAAAUAGCUCUCAAACCACCGAGCAGAUUCUUCUUUAUCCAAAAUCAUGGGACACUAGCUCUCCAACCAAAAGUGUCUCAUCUGCCCUCACUAUUCUUAAAAAAUCAAGCGCCAGGCUCAAUGCUGUUGUCAAGGGAAUUGAUACAUCAGAUAUCCGACCCGGAGCGCUAUCAGAAACCCAGAUGAUGAAAAAGGCUUCAGCCAAGCUAGUUGAAUAUGAGAGGGUUCUUUUCUUGCGCUCUCCUGGUCAUCUUGUCAACAUUGACAAAUUAGAACAGAUGAUUACCUCCGAUAUUGGUGAGAUAAUGAAAGUGGGGUCCUCUAAAAUGAUCCCUUCUACUUGGAUUUCAACGCAUCUCUCUAUUACGCAGCGCCAGUUACCGCCAGCCUUGCUAGUGGCCAGCGAACCAUCUGCCUUUUCAUCCCCCACAGGCAGCAAGGCACCCCCAAAGCCGCACAUCCUAAACUCCGAAACAAUGCAACAAAUGAACUUUGUCAUGGAGUCAUCUGAGUCACCCGGAAGGCACCCAGGCCCAGCCUACGUUUACUUUGAGAGCGGUAUGGUGCACCGAGGCGGAAGCGCAGACAUGCAUUACAGUGAAUGGAAAAAACAAGUCCAAUCAGUGUGCGAUGGUGUGAACCUUGGUCUUUAG